Molecule: messenger RNA, 539 nt
Organism: Soboliphyme baturini
Lineage: Eukaryota; Metazoa; Nematoda; Enoplea; Dioctophymatida; Soboliphymatidae
Source: the annotation of a GenBank genome assembly
AUGCCUGCUGAGUCGGACAUACAAAAACUGAUCAGUAAACCAAAGGGAUGGAAAAGUUUUCUCAUCUUUGUCAUCCUCGCCCUCGCUUGGUUGAUCGGAUUCAGUUCCCGUAUGUUUUCGGUCAUCAGAUUCGAAAGUAUCAUUCAUGAAUUUGAUCCAUGGUUUAAUUACCGCGCCACUCAUUACAUGGUCCACAAUGGAUUCUACAACUUCCUUAACUGGUUCGAUGACCGUUCGUGGUACCCGCUGGGAAGAAUCGUCGGUGGCACCGUUUUCCCAGGUCUGAUGCUCACCUCCGGCGCCAUUUACAAUGUUCUUCAUUUUCUAAACAUACCAGUCCACAUCAGAGAGAUCUGCGUAUUCUUGGCACCGGUCUUCAGUGGACUAACAGCCAUUGCGACGUACUUUCUGACCAAAGAGCUAUGGUCUGCUGGUGCCGGGUUGUUCGCCGCAUGCUUUAUCGCUAUAGGUAUGGCAGAAUUUGGUUUAUGGUUAAACGUAUUCGUUUGCGAUCGUUGUUUAAAAUCUGUUCUUUAACC